GCAAAGAAAUAAACGAACUAUACGUCCACCAGUACUCUAAAAUUUCAAGUUUCCUCAAAAAUGUCAAUUCUCUCUCCGGCAACCACGGCAAGCUCAGCGAACUCACCGCCACAAGCAUCUCCAGAGUUCAAUGCGAACUGCCAGUCUAUCCCUUCUCUUCCUUUUCCGAAUAAUCCCCACCUCUCGUUCCUCCCGCUUCGCUCCAAUCCCACUUCACGCCGCCGCAUUCUCCAGGCCACGUUUUCCCCCCAGCCGCCUCCACUGUCGGACCCGCCUCCCGAAAAUGACCCUAUUCUGCCCGAAGGCAAUUUUGCAAGUUUCUCUGGACUUCAGGACCGUGUUCAGAUCUUCUUAGCUGUUCUUUUGUGGAUAUCUCUGUUCUUUUGGUCUGCUGCAUGUGAUGGAAGGAACAACGGCAGUGGUAGACCAAACAAGUGGUCUCAAUUUAGAAGAUGACAUAGUAAGCAUUUAAUAUACAUAUGUGAGUGUCUUUGAGGGAGUAGUAUUAGAUUGUAUACAUGGGGCAAAGUACAUUGUUGUCUAUAUAGAUAGUUUUCUAGCCUUAUUUACAUUUAUUUUUAUAAGCAAAGUGGAAUUAGGAAAUUUUCAAUGGUUCAAUUUAAAAUGAAAUGUUCACAUUCCAUACUUGAAUAUGGAUGGAGAUUCUUUCUUGUUUUGUAGGAGCUUAUACUGAGCUGAUUGUUUUUCUCUGUCUAGGAAGGAUCUGAAUUAUGAAACGUCUAUUGAAGUUAUGGCCAUUGAAUGCUUUUGGUUGUA
Manihot esculenta (cassava) is the source of this 777-nucleotide messenger RNA. RefSeq lists its product as uncharacterized. NCBI's taxonomy places the organism in Eukaryota, Viridiplantae, Streptophyta, Magnoliopsida, Malpighiales, Euphorbiaceae. The coding region runs from base 61 to 456 and encodes 131 amino acids. The transcript has 2 exons. The record is from RefSeq and is a predicted model, not a curated record.